GUCCCCCGGUGCCGCGGCGGAGGGCCGGCUCUCGCCAUGGCCUUGGACCUGGACGAGCGGCUGCGGCUGAGCAACGCCCGCUUCGUGGCCUCCUUCAAGCACAUCUUGGAACGGUAUAAUCAUCCUUUUGAAGAUGAUUUACUUAUUUCCAUGGAAACUCUCACUUACGAUACGCCUGAUGGACAAAAACACUGGGAGCAAGUAUCAACCAAGAAGAUAAAAACCUGGAAGCAGGAAUUAUUUAAGUGGAGUAGAAGAAGUCAAAGGAAUGCAGAAAUGCCAAAGCAACAGACCGGUGAUUUUGAAGAUGAGCAUCCAACAGUACGUCAGGAAUUUCCUGAGAACUCCCAUGUGGAUGCAUCUGACAUAGGUGAAGAAAGUGAUGCUGAGAUAGUUUCAGUAAGAAGAAAAUUUGAAGACAUUCACUUCCAGAAUUCACAUGUAGAUGAUGGGAAAAAGCAAGAGAAAGUAAAAGUUCAAGUGGAUGUGAUAGUACAAGAUAAUGCUAGAAAUAUUCCCAGAUGGAUUGCGGUAGCACCUGAAGGCUCAUUGAAAGGGCUUCCUUCAGCUUCACCAGUGCGAAAACUGAUCGGUACAACCAAAUCUUUUGGAUGCAACCAAGCUGCUGUUCACAGAAAUAAAGGAGAGUUUUGGAAUGAAUGUCCUUCCAGAUCUCUACGGUUACACUUUUCUAGUGUUCCCAUUUCAACAAAUACAGUAACCAUACCCAGGGAUCCACCUUCUCCAGAGCUGAAUAGAAGUUGCUGGGAUAGUGCCUUAGAGGAGUAUCAGUCUGCAGAUGAGACAUGCUCCUGGAGCAAUGUAACUCUCGCUGACUUGUAUCCAGCAAUGGUAAAGAUACUUACAAGGCUUAUGACAAAGGAGUCUCGGAGAAAAGAGUUAAAAUAUGUGUUUAGAUGCUUCAGGCGCAAAAGAUGGCAUUCUAGAAGACCAAAGCUCACUGCCACUGUAGGCAAAAUAAGAGGGUUCAAGCCUCUUAAUCUGAAGCAAGCACAAUCCAACAUAUGCAGCGAUAGCAUUGAAGACAUCCAGAAUCAAACUUACGAAAAUGAGAAUGGAGAACUCCCUGAUGACGAGUGUUCCAAUAAGAAUUUCUCAGGUCUGGUACCUUAUUCUCACAUUGAUACAAAUGCAGUCAAAGCAGGCAACUCUGAAACAUGUUUAGAACACCAUUUGGUGCCUGUAAAAGGGCAGACAGUUUCUGAACAGGCCCAUUUGCCUAAUGUUAUGGCUAGAAUGGGAGAGACCUUUCUAGUUGAAGAGACUACUGUCAUAGUGAAGAAUUCAAAAUGCAAAGAAGGUGAAAAAUCAGCAUGCAAAUGUUCCUUGGAACAUCAUUUUAUAACAUCUACAGCCAGUUCAGGGUCAACGGCACUUCAGCUGGUAAAAGCAAGUAAAACUCAAAAACCCGACUUCCCUGAUGGUAAUACCUUAGGGCUGCGUUGGUCUACUUGCAGUUCCUAUAGCAACAGUAACACUUUAACACCAGUCACAAACUGUUCCCUCGCAAGAGCAUCAAAUACUUUGCUAAUAAAUCCUGAAAACCUAACUUCUGACAGACUAACUUCUUUCCAACGCAAGCACUCGUUUUCCCCCCUCUCUGCGGUGCAGAGCACUUCAAACAUGCCUCAGAAAUACGAAGAUGCGUUUGAGAAACUGUACUGCAAACUGUGUUCCCCAGCAAUCCAAAAGCCUUUGACGUCGACAAGACUUCGCUCAAAUUCACAAAACCUUGAAGAGAAAGGCAGAUUAGUGAAGAGUCAUUUAAGGAAUUCUGUGAGCUUUGAUACGCGCUACGACAGAGAAUUCGACGAGAUCUAUGAGCAGUCGUGUAAGGAGGCUGUUCCAAAACUCCCUGGGUUUCAGAGAGCUUCAAAUUUAAGGAAAUACGAAGGAAUACAGAUGUCUGAAACUGUAAACGCUCUUGUGAACUCCCCCGUCCGAACUUUACUUGCAAUUCCCAGAGUUAAAAGGCUAGGAAGCUUUCAAAAUGAUCUUAUUUGUUCACCAGGAAAGCGACUGAAAAAUAUACCAGAACGUUAUUCUCCUUCCCCAAAAGAUCAAGUUUCUCACAGAAAAAACGUCGGUCUUCCCACGGUUGGCAUGGAUUUUUUGAGCACGUACAAUGGUGGUAGCCCCAGCUUUUUUGACAGUCACAGCUAUCAGAGUCAGGACUCUGGCUUUCAUGACUCUUCAGAUAAAAUCUCUCUCAGCGUUCCUGGAACUUCCCUGCAAGAAUCUGGGAUUGCAGAUGUCUGCUCUGGCUGGCCUGGAGCAAUGAAGAAUUGCAGCUCUCCCAGAAAUGCAUCAAAGCAUCAUGAAAGGGUGUACAGAAAACUAAGCUACACUGAUGGGAAAGACCAAAAUCCUAGCAGUCCCUUGGGCGACUUCAUGGUCAAAACUCACCAAGGAGCAUUCACGGACUGCUACAGAUAAAACAUGUUAUAAAGCUUGCAUUUGUUUUGGUUCUCUUUCUUCUUCCAAGAAUAAAGGCUGUGUUAUAUAUGUUUAAUCCCAAUCUAUUUCCCUGUACUAAAAUCUUCAGGAACUGGAUUGUCCGUUCUGAUGGGGUGCUGCUUACUCCUUUGGCUUCCUCAGGAAUUGCCAGAGAAUCAGGGUUCCUUUCCAUAGCUAAGUUUAAAUUAUGUAUUUACUGAUGUUUUUAAUAAUAGACUAUAAUCAGUAUUAGCUUUUAUCUGCUAAUAAGCUUUGAUUCUUAACAUACUCGUAACCAGCUCUUUCUGCCAAAUUUCUGCCUAUUUGUGCUUUGUGGGAUGCAUCGAUACUAAAUAACUUCUAAACUGGGCUUGGAUGAUCCAAAUGCAGUAUUAUACUCUGUGAUUUAUAGUAUGCCUGCUAUGUAUUUUUAGUGUUACGUUUUCUAAGUAACUCACCUGAUUUGAUUGGUAAAUAUAAUUUUAUCUUUUCUAGUGGAUUUGAUAGUUAUUUGGUGGUGUGACAGAACUGUAUGUGAUACAAAUGACAUUUUCAAAAUAAAAACCUAUUCUGAACCAA
Messenger RNA from Pezoporus occidentalis (night parrot), 3036 nucleotides. RefSeq names its product Holliday junction recognition protein (gene HJURP). Gene Ontology annotation, biological process: CENP-A containing chromatin assembly. Gene Ontology annotation, cellular component: chromosome, centromeric region. NCBI's taxonomy places the organism in Eukaryota, Metazoa, Chordata, Aves, Psittaciformes, Psittacidae. The record is from RefSeq and is a predicted model, not a curated record. The transcript is spliced from 13 exons. Gene Ontology annotation, molecular function: histone binding. Bases 37 to 2457 code for a protein of 806 amino acids.